Molecule: messenger RNA, 1717 nt
Organism: Lycium ferocissimum
Lineage: Eukaryota; Viridiplantae; Streptophyta; Magnoliopsida; Solanales; Solanaceae
Product: endoglucanase 24-like
Exons: 4
Coding region: 74-1564 (496 amino acids)
Biological process (GO): carbohydrate metabolic process
Molecular function (GO): hydrolase activity, hydrolyzing O-glycosyl compounds
Source: RefSeq, a predicted model, not a curated record
ACUAUAAAUUCACGAGCCCACCAUUUUUAUCACACAACUAACAGUAGUAAGAAGAGAAGAAGCUUUAAGAAAAAUGAAGAGUACCAUUAUUUCUUCAAAAUUAAUGCUUCUUCUACUUCUACUUCUUCCAUUAAUGAGUUGCCAUGGAAGCUACCAUGACUAUACAGACGCAUUAACAAAGUCCAUUCUUUUCUUCGAAGGCCAACGUUCUGGUUAUUUACCACAAGACCAAAGAAUGAACUGGCGUGGACAUUCUGGUUUAGGUGAUGGAUGGACGGUCAACGUUGAUUUGACCGGUGGUUACUAUGAUGCUGGUGAUAAUGUGAAAUUUAAUUUUCCGAUGGCAUUUACAACGACAUUGUUGGCUUGGAGUGUUAUUGAAUUUGGAGAAAACAUGCCACCAUCUGAAUUAAGGAAUGCUUUAGUUGCUAUACGUUGGUCCACUGAUUAUCUUCUCAAGACUGUCUCUCAACCCAAUCGCAUUUUUGUCCAGGUGGGGGAUCCAGUCCUAGACCAUAACUGUUGGGAAAGGCCAGAAGAUAUGGACACUGCUAGGACAGUAUACACAGUGGAUGCCCCGAAUCCGGCAUCCGACGUGGCCGGAGAAAUUGCAGCUGCUUUUGCAGCUGCAUCUAUAGCUUUCCGGCCGUCGGAUCCCGGAUAUGCUGACACACUUCUGAGAACAUCCACAAGGGUGUUUGAUUUUGCAGAUAGGAACCGUGGAGCUUACAGUGACAAUGCCAAUAUUAGAGAUGGAGUUUGUCCGUAUUAUUGUGAUUUUGAUGGGUAUCAGGAUGAAUUGUUGUGGGGAGCAGCGUGGCUUAGGAGAGCUACCCAGGGUGACAAUUAUCUGAGUUACGUACAACAGAAUCGGCAGACACUUGGGGCCGAUGACAAUAUUGAUGAAUUUGGAUGGGACAAUAAGCACGCUGGCCUUAAUGUUCUUGUUUCUAAGGAAGUGUUAGACGGGAAUAUGUAUGGCCUCCAAUCUUACAAAGCAUCGGCAGAUAGCUUCAUGUGCACAUUAAUCCCAGAAUCGUCAUCCUCGCAUAUACAGUACUCUCCUGGUGGCCUAAUUUACAAGCCUGGUGGAAGCAAUUUACAACAUGCCACAACAAUCACAUUCCUACUACUAGUCUACGCAAAUUACUUAGAAAAAUCGUCACAAAUCUUGAAUUGCGGCAACAUCAAUGUUAGUCCAUCGAUGCUUCGAAAAAUUGGCAAGAGGCAAGUUGAUUACAUUUUAGGAGAUAAUCCUAAAGGAAUGUCCUACAUGGUUGGUUAUAGUAAUUACUAUCCUCAAAAAAUUCAUCAUCGUGGCUCGUCCCUUCCAUCGAUCAAAGAUCAUCCUCAGACUAUCGCGUGCAAGGAGGGCUCGAUUUAUUUUAACUCGACUCAGCCUAAUCCUAAUGUCUUAGUUGGUGCAAUUGUGGGUGGUCCUGGAGAAGAUGAUGCUUAUGAUGAUAGUAGGGAUGAAUUUCGUAAAUCCGAGCCAACUACGUAUAUUAAUGCCCCAUUUGUUGGUGCACUUGCUUAUUUUGCAGCUAAUCCUAACAUUAAUUAGUUAAUUAGAGGACCAGAGCAAAGUUCUGGUGAUGAAUUGUAUAUAUAUGUAUAGUCUCUCAUCUUGCACAUGCAAAGAAGGAAGAGGCUUUAAUUUGAAUUUUAAUUCAUGUGAGAAUGUACAGUCACAAAAACUUAUUGUGACAUUUAUAGA